Molecule: messenger RNA, 1161 nt
Organism: Ogataea philodendri
Lineage: Eukaryota; Fungi; Ascomycota; Pichiomycetes; Pichiales; Pichiaceae
Exons: 1
Coding region: 1-1161 (386 amino acids)
Molecular function (GO): protein binding
Source: RefSeq, a predicted model, not a curated record
AUGACCAUCUUCCGAAUCAUCACUGGCUCGUAUGAGCACGCACUGUUGUGUGUUUCGGUGACGCUGGCAGACGACAAGACCAUCCAACCGGUGUUCCAGCCGAUUUUCCAUUUCCAGGCCCAUUCGCUUUCGAUCCGGGCUCUGGACAUUGCCAAACGGUAUCUUGUUUCUGGAUCGAACGAUGAGCAUAUCAAGAUUUACGAUCUUCAGAAACGGAAAGAGCUGGGGACGUUGCUUCAGCAUCAAGGUUCCAUCACCAAGUUGUUGUUUUCGGACGACACCGCAGAGGAGUCCGAUUUCCUCACACAUAAGAACGGACGGUGGCUACUUAGUGCUGCCGAGGACGGCAAGAUUGUGAUCUGGCGAACCAAAGAUUGGGAGCAGUUUGGGAUUCUCAAAGGCCAUACCGCGCGCGUCAACGAUAUGGCUAUCCAUCCUUCGGGACGAGUGGCCAUUUCUGUGAGCGACGACAAAACCGUGCGGCUGUGGAAUUUGAUGACGGCCAAAAAAGCGUCUGUGAUGAAGCUCAAAGGAGUGUUUACCCACGGCCAGUCGCCGAACCUGUGUUGUUUCACGUCGGACGGCGAGUAUUUUGCCGUUGGACUGCUUAAUCGGCUGAUUAUCUACGAGACCAGAGAGGCGAAAAUUGUUGCUAUUUUCCAGCUUAAACAGACACUGAUGCAGAUGCAGUUUGUCACUCUGGACAACAGAGAGUAUCUGGUAGUUGCCAAUGGCAAUGGAACAAUCCAGUUCUACACUUUGGAGCGAGUUACACAGAAAAACGAGGAAACAGAGCCUCUGGACACGCCAGAGUUCCAAUUACAAGGCCAUGCCAAUAGAGUCAAGGAUAUCUCCAUCUACAAGGAGAAACAGAACGAUGAGGUUGUUUCGUACCUGGUUUCGAUCUCGUCCGAUGGCAAGAUCGUGAUCUGGGAUCUGAAGUUGAAAGACCAGGUGGCCGUUUACGAUACUGGCGAAAGACUUAAUGUGGUUGCUACCGUUAAUGAGAGCGUGGAAAAAGCAUUACGACCACGGCCAAGCGCCUCGACCAAAGAGGUGGAAAGCGAGUACGAGAGCGACGGAGAGGUUGUUCUUAGACGCGCAGAUAGAAAGAAAAUCAAGAAGCGCAAGAAGAAGCUACUUAAAGUGGAACGGGAAUAA